Molecule: messenger RNA, 1238 nt
Organism: Daphnia pulicaria
Lineage: Eukaryota; Metazoa; Arthropoda; Branchiopoda; Diplostraca; Daphniidae
Product: endochitinase A-like
Exons: 3
Coding region: 134-1123 (329 amino acids)
Source: RefSeq, a predicted model, not a curated record
AGAGCCCUUUAACCUCAGAGUCAAGGGUGAAUUCAUCGUCAUCAGCAGUGCCAGCAGCGGUGAACUUCAAGCGGCUUGACUUUAUUUUGCGCUUCAAAAUCUCAAAAAACCAAACGACAUCACGUUUGAAAAGAUGAUGAAUAUUGCGUGGAUCGUGGCAGCAGCCUGCUUGGCUUGCGCAUCCGUUUCCAGCUCGGAGGCGAUUGAGUCAUCCAUGUCGGCCGAUUCCGACUUCCAGUCUUUGGCCAGCUCAUUUCGAUUUCUGGGCAUCACCAAGACGAUGGCCACCACCACAACGGUCGUCAGCACCAAGACCGUCUACGUCCACACGACUUGCAUCGUCACAUUCCCCAACGUCGGACCUUGCUCCGAUAUUCCGCCGACGACCACGCCCGCUCCGACCACCACAACCACGCCCGCCACGACAACUACCACCAAGCCGACAACUACAACAACCAAGCCGACGACAACCACUUCAAAGCCCCUCUUUCAGAUCAUCCCCGGCUCUUCGCGGCCCGUUUUGACCGGAACAGUCAGCUUCAACAAAGUCGAGGCUCCUAAAUUGCAGGUGAAUCUGCCCGAUUUCCUCGGUGGUGGAACCCUCGGAGGUGGGAAAGCCAACGGAACCGCGACGCCCGGCAACAACAGCAACAACAACGGUAUCCUCGGUGUCAUCUUCAACAAGCCGCCGGUGAACAUCAACGUGGGCGGAAGCGUUUCGGCUUCCGUUUCUGGUGGUCGCCGUCGUCGUUCAAACUUGGAGAUGGAGGACUCGUCGCACAUUCAACCGUCUCUCGUCAGAAUAAUGGAAGUGACAGCCAGUCCGGAAUUGACGCUGAGCGACGAGAUCCAGCCGGAAGUGAUUCUUGAGGCUUCCCGACACGACGAGUACCAGGAGUACGCCAUUGUGGGUCUGGAAAAUGACUUUUAUUCCGAGCGAGCUUCAAUGCCAUUCUUUGGCAAAAAAAUGACCAUUGUCAGGUUGGACCGGGUAACCGUCACCGAUGUCAAGACCGUCACUUCGACGUAUCCCACCAAACUUCCCAGCGAUCGCGUUACUGUGGCCUACCUGGGAUGCAUUCCCAAAGACGCGCCUACCAAUUUGGCGCUGUGCAACCCGUAAUAAUGCCGCGCUGUUAAUUUAUUUUGUACUCUAUGUAUGCUGUACGUGUGUGUGUGUGUCUGGGUUGUGUACACCUUUUUCCAAAAUCUCAAGUGAUGAAUAAAACAAAUGAAAC